Molecule: messenger RNA, 3148 nt
Organism: Impatiens glandulifera
Lineage: Eukaryota; Viridiplantae; Streptophyta; Magnoliopsida; Ericales; Balsaminaceae
Product: cytochrome b561, DM13 and DOMON domain-containing protein At5g54830
Exons: 1
Coding region: 300-2987 (895 amino acids)
Source: RefSeq, a predicted model, not a curated record
AGGGGGGGCGAUGUUCUCAACAACAUACAUUUACGGGAAAAGAACGAGUUUGAGACUCGCUUUUGUCCGAGUCCCAACCGCCUUCUUCCCCCUUUUCCUUUCCUUUUCUUCAUUUCCUUCUUCCUCCUUCCGCAACAAUCCAGGCAGGAGGAACUGACGAUUCAAGAUUCUCCAGGUAUUUCUAGGUAUCUCUAUCUGUUCAUAUACAAUCGCGCCACACAAAGAUACGAUCUUUUCCCGGAUCCAUUAAACUCCCACCCAGAUCCGUUCAUUCGACGGAUCUUCUCUCCUCUUCACAUAUGGCAAGAGCUCUUCCGCUCUUCGUUUUCCUUCUAUUUCUUUGGUUUACUUUUGGCUACUCCGAUCCAGGCUACAAUUGCUCCAAAACUAACACUUCAUUUAUUGGUUACAAAUCCGAGUUUGUAAUGGUUCAGCAUCAGCUUCGAGGUUUUUUCGAGUUGAUUGAUGAUUGUUCUUUUAAGGUUACCCAAUUCGAUAUGCUUCAAGGGGCUGACGCCUACUGGUGGGGUGCUGGUGGGGAUGAUUUUGGGAAUUUAACUAGUGGGUUUGUUAUAUCUGAUAUGAAGUUGAAUACAACUUACAAAAAUGAGACCUUUGUUGUCAAGUUAAUGGAAAAUAUUACCUGGGAUAAUGUUAAAGUUGUUGGUGUUUGGGAUAUACCCUUUGCGUCUGAUUUUGGUCAUGUUGUUUUAGACAGCAGUUUAAGAAAUGGUUCAAACGAUUCUGUCCCUUCAGCUCCGGCCAGUGGUAAUUUGAGCAAUUGGGGUUUUGAGCAGCCAACUAUGUUUGAUAAUUGUAAAGUGUUGACAGACAAUUUUAGGGUUAGAUGGACAUUACAUGCGUCUGAUAACCUGAUUGACAUUGGGUUGGAAGCAGCCAUUGGAGUUCAGAAUUAUUUGGCCUUUGGCUGGUCUGAUCCUAGUUUGUCUUCGGACCUUACCCCUAAUGCUGAUAUCACAGUCACCGGAUUCUCAGAAGAGGGCAUGCCUUUUGCCGAUGAUUUUUUUGUAACAAAAUAUGUUGAGUGUACAAAAGAUGAGGAUGGCAAUGUUCAGGGAGUUUGUCCCGACAUGGUCUAUGCAGGGUCUGAUCCCGAUUCUGUUGAUCAGGUGAACAACACAGUAUUGGUUUAUGGUCAUAGGAAAGAUGGUGUCUCGUUUGUUAGGUUUCAGAAGCCAUUAACGUCGGUUGACAAGAAAUACGACGUCCCACUGAAUCAGACCGACAACAUCACAACAGUUUGGGUUAUCGGAUUAAUCAAACCCCCAGAUAGCAUUCACCCUUAUUACCUCCCACAGAGUCAAGACGCCGUUUCUGGCCACCAGUUACUUAAUUUCUCCCAGAACGUGAACGACUGCUUAGGACCCUUGGAUGCAUUAGACAAAGAGGAUCAGGAGAUAGUCAUUGCCGAUGGGAAGUCUCCUAUCGUCGUCACUACUGGCCCUGCACUUCAUUACCCAAACCCUCCCAAUCCAUCUAAAGUCUUUUACAUCAACAAGAAAGAAGCUCCUAUACUGAGAGUGGAGAGAGGUGUCCCUGUUACGUUUUCGAUACAAGCAGGCCAUGACGUUCCUCUAUAUAUCACUUCCGACCCACUCGGUGGAAACGCGACCCUGAGAAACAUGUCGGAGAUUAUAUACGCAGGCGGAUACGAAGCUCAAGGCGUCCAAGCAAGUCCGAUGGAGUUAGAAUGGGCGCCCGAUAGAAAUACGCCUGAUCAAGUUUACUACCAUUCGGUCUACACUCAGAAAAUGGGCUGGAAAGUUCAAGUGGUGGACGGGGGAUUGUCAGAUAUGUAUAACAGCAGUGUCAUUUUAGACGACCAACAAGUUACGUUGUUUUGGACGUUAUCGGAGAAUUCAAUAUCGUUCGCAGCUCGAGCCGAGAGGAAAAGCGGUUAUCUCGCGAUCGGUUUUGGUACGGGAAUGGUGAACAGCUUCGCGUACGUUGGUUGGAUCGACGGAGAAGGAAAGGCCGGCGUCAGUACAUAUUGGAUCGACGGUAAGGACGCUUCCAUGAUUCAUCCGACGUAUGAGAAUUUGACUUAUGUGAGGUGUAAAUCGGAGAGCGGGAUAAUUACAUUGGAGUUUACUCGGCCUUUGGAUCCUUCGUGUAAGAGGAACGAAAAGCCGGAAUGUAAGAACAUAAUCGAACCGACGACCCCGGUUAAGGUCGUUUGGGCGAUGGGUACUCAGUGGUCGGAAGAGAAUUUGAGCGAGAGGAAUAUGCAUUCGGCGACUAGCAGUCGACCGGUGAGAGUUCAUCUCAUGCGUGGCUCAGCGGAGGCAGAAGAGGAUCUUCGGCCGGUUCUAGCUGUUCAUGGCUUCAUGAUGUUUCUAGCUUGGGGGAUUCUUCUUCCGGCUGGAAUACUAUCGGCUAGAUAUCUAAAACAUCUUAAAGGGGACGGUUGGUUUCAGCUUCAUGUUUACUUGCAGUACUCUGGAUUGGCUAUUAUUCUGCUCGGCUUUCUUUUUGCUGUUGCUGAGCUUCAAGGUCUUCAUUUCGAGUCCUUUCAUGUUAAAUUUGGAAUGUUUGCUAUUAUGCUAGCUUGCAUACAGCCUUUGAAUGCGUACAUACGGCCCAAGAAGCCUGAAGGCGAGCAGGUUUCUUCAGAAAGGGUGUUAUGGGAGUACGUACAUCUCUAUGUUGGAAGAUCUUCAAUUUUUGCUGGUGCAGUUGCUCUUAUUAGCGGUUUGAAACAACUUGGACGGAGAUAUAAUGAUGAAGAUGUCCAUGGGCUGACUUUGGCUUUAAUUGGUUGGAUAUCGAUGGGCUGUUUGAUCGUAGUGUAUCUGGAAUACCGAGAGAGGAGGAGGUCGAGGGAAAGAAUUGUGGCUAGAAACAAUUGGGUAUUUGGAAACGUCGACGAGGAUGUUGAUCUUUUACAUCCUGGUCGAACUUUUUCUGAGAAAGAGACAGAUUCAUCCCAGCGAAUGGAGAUUCAACUAGAACCGUUAAGCAGAUAAAUAUAUAUUUUUUUUCUUUUUUCUUUUCAAUCUUUACUACAAAGUUGAUAUAUUUUCUUUUUAUAGAGCAUAACAUUCCCAGUCAAUUCAUUCAAAUAUUAAUUGGGUAAUUGUGGCUUAGGUGUACUGUGUUGUUCAAUAUAGUUUUUCCACUUGAUAAA